Hemibagrus wyckioides is the source of this 2518-nucleotide messenger RNA. RefSeq names its product hepatic and glial cell adhesion molecule b (gene hepacamb). Lineage: Eukaryota; Metazoa; Chordata; Actinopteri; Siluriformes; Bagridae. The transcript has 7 exons. The record is from RefSeq and is a predicted model, not a curated record. The coding region runs from base 834 to 2135 and encodes 433 amino acids.
CAACAAUGUCCUGGGUUCAAAGACUGUUUACAUGUGGUCCGUGUACAGGACGAAACAAAACGGUGGAACCUGAAAAGGGGAUGUUUUUGGUUAUGGUGCUGAAAUUCCCACAUUUUUAGAAAUAAAGGUACCGUUUCCUUGUGGCUUGGGUGGCAGAAUCAAGGGUUCAAGGGUUUCUUUUGUACAUUAGUACGUAUCAUUUACCUUUAUGGUGGACUUUAAGGACCUUAAAUACAUUUAUAACAAUGUCUUCUCCCAGGUAAAAGAUACAUACUAAAAGUACCAAAGGUGCACCAUUACCGGUUCCACUCCAUUACAGAUUUGGUACUAUUUUGGUACUGAAAGGGAAUCUUCACUCCUGUGCAAAUUCACUGUGAGUAAACAGAAAAAGUGGUUCACUAUGGCGCACUAUUAUUUACUAAAAUUCUUCUUAGAACUUGUCCAAAACGCGAUUUCCAUAUAACUUCAUUAAAAAAAUGCUGGUGUAUUGAUGUCUCAUGUUACAAAGUAUUUUAAGUCCUGGUCAAUGGCACACAGAAACAGCACAUAAAUAUACAGUACAACAGCUCACACACAUACACACACACACAGACACACAAACACACACACACACACACUAGGGUGUGUAAAACACGACUACACAUAUACACACCAAAACAUACAAUGCUUCACACAUUCCAUCAGUGCAUGUGUGUGUGUGUGUGUGUGUGUGUGUGUGAAGCCUUGGCAUAGUCCAGCCUCAGUAAGAAUAGCGGUGCUCAUUUAGGAGGACGUGCUUGGAGUGGACAAAUCAUGCGAAUGGUGUUGGGAAGAGAACGAGCGUUAGACCCGAGAUGAAGGAAGGGAGGAUGAAUCACUGCAGAACAUUUACCCUCUGUUGCAUCCUCUCCGUCUUUCAGUCAGGAGGUGUUGAUGCUGUAAACAUCACCAGUUUUGGGAAUCUGGUCCGAGGCACAGUAGGCGGGGAAGCCCUGCUCUCUGUCCGGUACUCCAGCACCAGUCUGGAUCCACCAGUUAUCAAAUGGCAGCUCAAGAGAGAGAAACCGAUCACGGUGGUCCAGUCGAUCGGCACCGAGAUCAUCGGAAACCUGCGGCCGGAAUACAGAGACCGUAUCCUGGUGUUUGAGAACGGGACUCUCUUACUGCAUAACUUAAAGCUGUCUGACGAGGGAAUGUACGAGGUGGAGAUCUCCAUCACUGAUGACACCUUCACAGGGGAAGACAUCAUCGAGCUGACCGUGGAUGAGCCAAUAUCCACUCCGUAUGUGGCUGUAUCCACUACCACUGUUCUGGAACUGACUGAACAUUUCACUCUGAACUGCUCUCACGACACGGGAACCAAGACCACAUACAGCUGGACGAAAGGCGGGAAGCCGCUGGUUAACCACACUCGCCUGCUGCUGUCUCCUGACCAGAAGGUUCUGACCUUUACACGGGUGUUGCAAGUGGAUGAUGAUAUCUACAGCUGUCUGGUGGAGAACCCUAUCGGCAGUGUGAAAAGCUUGUCCCUGAAACUCACCGUUUAUAAAAGGAGCUCCCUUUACAUCAUCCUUUCCACAGGAGGCAUCUUUGUUCUGAUCACUCUGGUAACAGUGUGCGCAUGCUGGAAGCCAUCUAAAAGAAGGAAAAGACAGAAAGUGAAGACGAAAACACCAAGAUCCAGUCCUGAAAGCCAACGAAUUACAUAUGAGGAGAAACCAGAAGAUCAUGUCGUCCCGCUAAUGACGGAUCACGAGCGCAGGAACCCGGUCUCACUUUAUAUCCUGAAGGAGAAGGACUCUCCAAGCGAAGAACCUGCAUCAGUGUGCAAAACAUGCACGAGCAAUGGUGGCAGCCCAUCCAACAACAGGAGCUCCGCCCCACCUCGUUCACGCUCACCUGAACCUCCAGCACGUGCGUCCCGCCGUUACCCACGCACACCCACCAACACCCCUCCGGUACGCCACAGCCGGAGACGGGGCCACAGCCGGAGCCCGCCCGCUCGUGCACCCUCUCCACCACGCACCCGCACCUCCAGUAGCUCCUCCCCUCCAAACCGCUGGCCUGCGGAUUCACCUCUUGCCGAACCAGCUAAAAGCUUCACCAAGCCUGUAACGCUGCUCCAGGAAAUAGAAAAGGGACUUCCUGUCAACUAAAUUGAGUUCAGGAAGCAUUUAUGGGACUGAGAUCUGUGAAUGUAUAAAUAUGUAAAUAUAAUUUUUUUUAAUCUUUCAAAAACAAAUUUCCAGAUGUGAGAGUCUUUAUUUUAAGAAUCAGGAUCUUUAUUCACAAAGGGUUUAUGAGGAAAAAUUGUUUUGCUGCACAGUAGAAAAAAAUGAUUAUAAAAAGUGUAUUAUUCUAAAAAUCCACACUCUCAGAUAAAACCGACCUUGUCUUUAAGGUGGUGCCUUUACGUGUAAUCUUUUGCACCUUUAGUAUGUUUUAUUUCAGUAGAAAUUUGCGCACAAUGCUCAUUUGAAGCUUUACUCUGUAAAGGAAAAUAAUUAAAAUUACCAAUUAAAAUCCUGUGAAAAAGUAA